Larimichthys crocea (large yellow croaker) is the source of this 2449-nucleotide messenger RNA. RefSeq names its product cell division cycle 123 homolog (S. cerevisiae) (gene cdc123). NCBI's taxonomy places the organism in Eukaryota, Metazoa, Chordata, Actinopteri, Sciaenidae. The record is from RefSeq and is a predicted model, not a curated record. Gene Ontology annotation, cellular component: cytoplasm. The transcript is spliced from 13 exons. The coding region runs from base 57 to 1097 and encodes 346 amino acids.
CCGGGCGUCGGAAGAUAUUUACUGAUGGACACUUUUCCGAUACAGGAUAUUGCAGCAUGAAGAAGGAGCAAGUGGUCAACUGUCAGUUCUCGGUUUGGUAUCCGAUCUUCAAGAAACACACCAUCAGAAGCUUGAUUCUGCCACUGCCUCAGAAUGUAAUAGAUUACUUGCUGGACGAUGGGACAUUGGUAGUCUCUGGGAGUGACCACAACACACAGCAGACACACACUUACAACAGCGACUCCAAUGCAGAGGAAGACAUUCAGUGGUCAGAUGAUGAGACAACCACCACGGUCACUGCUCCAGAGUUCCCAGAAUUUAACUCUAAAGUGCUGGAGGCCAUAAACGCUCUGGGUGGACGCGUCUUUCCCAAACUCAACUGGAGCGCUCCGCGGGAUGCUAACUGGAUUGCUCUGAACAGUUCCCUGCAGUGUAACAGCCUCAGUGAUAUAUUCCUGCUCUUCAAAAGUUCCGACUUCAUCACCCACGACCUCACUCAGCCAUUCCUUGUAUGCAGUGACCAGGACUCCCCAGAUCCGGUCAUAAACUAUGAGCUGGUCCUGAGGAAGUGGAGCGAGCUGAUUCCCGGUGGAGAGUUUCGCUGCUUCGUCAAAGAAAACAAACUGAUUGCGAUCUCCCAGAGAGACUACACUCAGUACUACCAGCACAUCUUGAAGCAGGAGGAGCAGAUCUGUCACGCCAUACAAGAAUUCUUCAGCCAGCACAUCCAGUACAAGUUCCCGGACGAAGACUUUGUGUUUGAUGUCUACAGAGACAGCCAGGGAAGGGUGUGGCUCAUCGACCUGAACCCGUUCGGAGAGGUGACCGACUCCCUGCUGUUCACCUGGGAGGAGCUGACGUCCAGCGGGGAGAUCAGCCAGCAGCAGGACGGCCCGGCGUUUCGCUACACCACCAGCGAGGUGACGGUGCAGCCCAGUCCCUGUCUGAGCUAUAGAAUCCCGAGAGACUUUGUUGACCUCUCCGCCGGAGAAGACGCCUACAAGCUCAUCGACUUCCUCAAACUCAAGAAGAGCCAACAGGAAGACUCUGAGGAGGAGGAGGAGGAGGAGGAGGAGGAGGAGAGCGCUCCACAGUGACACGGCUCCUGUGAAACCUGAAGAAUAGCUGCUAGUGUCAACCCUCCCCCCCAUAUAAUGUUUCCUGCAUGAAGUGACUCUUAACCCUCUGUCCUGUCUUCAAGCUCAUUUUGUUUUAUAUUAGUCUGUUCCCUCUCUCUCUCUCUUCUGUGAGCGGUACGCGGCGUACCCAGGGCUCUCUCGAACAGCUCGCGUGUCAGUCAAACGGAACAUGUUAAAUUAGCGAGAUCACGUUAACGGCUCUUCGAGGAGUCAUUUUCCGCGGAGCUGUUCUCCGCCUGUGAUGUUGCCGAGCGCCGCCUCGCUGAUGGUAAUGGCCCUGUGAGGGGAUGGAGGCCUCUGCAGUCGGCUGUUGGAGAAUGAUUUGUUUUUUUUUCAAGGAGAGGGAAAUUGUGUUACUGCAAAGUGGAUGUGCUCACCAACACUGUAAAGAACGGCUGCUUUUCUAUAAGUGUGUAUAAUAGUUAAAACUCCUGUGUGUGUGUGUGUGUGUUUGUGUUCAAAGGCUGUGACGAGCUUCUUUAUUUAACACUAAGUCACCUUUUAUUUUUUCUCCGCACAGCCAUCCCAGCUACUCCAUCUCUCCUCUGAGCCGCUCUGACACACUCGUUGCUCGGAGCCGCUCCGGGCACUCUUUCUGAAUCCUGUUUUUUUUUUCCCCCACCAUGCAUCGCUGUAGACUGUCGGACCAAAAAAAAAAACACCAUUAAACUUCUUGUCGUGUAUCGGCUCGGCUGUCAGUCUGGUGGGUGCUGUAAAACCAGCACAUUAGAAAUUGAUCGUGCUUUUUACGUAACGGCUCUCAUUACGCCCAGGAGCUAAAUGAGCUGUGCAUGCAACGACACAAGGCACUCCAUUUUGGUGUUGUUGUUUUGUUUUUUUCAUUCACUGGAUUGAUAGAGCAAUUACAGGGAGAUGGAAAGAGCCGGUGUGAUGAGAGUUACAGCUCCCUGGGUGAAACGCUGCGGACGGGAAGCAGUGUACAAGGUGCAUAUUGUGGGGAAUGUUGCACAUUAAUCAGCGUUAUGAAAAUGAAAGCUAGAUGAACAUGUAACAUCCAGACAUGGAGGAGGAGGCCUGGUUUGACCUGCACUCGAUAUCUGUCUCUAUUCGGUAAUCAACGAUAGGCUAAUGUAACCAAUAUGAGAGAAUAUCAUGUAGCCUGCUUUGGUUUCUUUAAAGCUUUACAAGCACUUACUAGUUUAUUAGGUACACCUAGCUGAAACUAAAGCAGUUCAUUACAAUAAUAAUCCAUAAAUGUGGCCAUUGAGAGUUGUCUCUGUUAAGCAGAGUGGUUGCAUUAGAUUGCAUUAGUUUUAGCUAAGUGUGUCUAAUAAACUGGCAAACAAGUG